Messenger RNA from Aedes aegypti (yellow fever mosquito), 718 nucleotides. RefSeq names its product succinate dehydrogenase [ubiquinone] cytochrome b small subunit, mitochondrial. NCBI's taxonomy places the organism in Eukaryota, Metazoa, Arthropoda, Insecta, Diptera, Culicidae. The transcript has a single exon. Gene Ontology annotation, molecular function: heme binding; ubiquinone binding. Gene Ontology annotation, biological process: mitochondrial electron transport, succinate to ubiquinone; tricarboxylic acid cycle. Gene Ontology annotation, cellular component: membrane; mitochondrial envelope. The coding region runs from base 164 to 628 and encodes 154 amino acids. The record is from RefSeq and is a predicted model, not a curated record.
CCGACUACUAUGUCUUGUGUUAUGAUGUCAUUUUAAAAUCCUUCCUCUUUGAAGAAAUCGAUCAAGUGUGCCGUGAUUGCACUCAGCGAUCACUUUUCGUGACAAUCUGAAAAUCUUAAAAAAUCUUGCAAAUCCUUCCAAACAGAUUCAACAUUGAACCGAAAUGAAUCAUUUUAAGCAUUGCACGACAUUGUACAAGAAAUUCACCACUAUUCCAAGAUCUUAUCAAAUCCGGUUAUUCUGCCAACAAUCAUCUUCCCCAAAAACAAAAUGGCGUCCUUCGCUUGGCUCAUCCAACUACGCCAACCACUGGAGAUUGGAUCGGGCGUUUUCCUGGAUUCUGCUGGGCGUUCUCCCACUUGGACUAACCUACCCGUGUAAGGCGCUGGACGUGAUAAUUGCCAUCUGCGUCGUCGGACACCAACAGACGGGCCUCUCUUCGGUGGUGACCGAUUACGUUCGAAAGGAUUUGCUGCGAGGAAUGGCCACCAAAGCCGCCCAUGGAGUGACCGCUGGGCUUUCGGUGGCUACGCUUGUCGGGUUGCUGUACUUAACGUUUGCUGACAUUGGCAUCACGGAAACCGUGCGUAGGAUUUGGGCAGUGCAACCCAAGGAGUCAAACGUAUAGUUCAAGGUUAGUUUGUUAGGAUUUGGUGUAAUAAUCUAAUGCACAUAUUAAAUUUCAUUUUAAAAUUACAAUGGUAUCAUAGCACAGUGA